Molecule: messenger RNA, 1635 nt
Organism: Talpa occidentalis (Iberian mole)
Lineage: Eukaryota; Metazoa; Chordata; Mammalia; Eulipotyphla; Talpidae
Gene: A1BG
Product: alpha-1-B glycoprotein
Exons: 8
Coding region: 1-1635 (544 amino acids)
Source: RefSeq, a predicted model, not a curated record
AUGGCCCUCACCUGCAACGUGCUCCUGGUCCUGUUCCGUGUGGCUGCGAACCAGUCCUCCCUGUCAUUUCAGUGCGUGGGCCGCACAGACGGCGGCGGCGACCGGAGAAGCAGGAUGUGGGCACUGGCCUUGCUGACACUGGCGGUGGUGGAGACGACCCCGGUGCUGUGGGCAGAGCCCGAGUCGCCGCGGGAGCCCUGGGCCGGCCUGACGCUGCUGUGCCGGGCGCGCCUGGCCACCGCGCAGUUCGAGCUGUUCAAGGCCGGGGCGGCGUGGCAGCGGGUGGACCUGGGGUUCCCGGCCCUGGAGCACCGCUUCCCCGUCGGGGCCGUGGCCCAGGGCCCCGUCCGCUUCCGCUGCCGCUCCGGCCUGGGCCAAGGCUGGACCUCCAUGAGCGACGUCCUGGAGGUGGCCGGCCCAGGGUCCCUGGCGCCCCCCUCGCUGCGCGCGCGCGGGGUGUCCUGGGUCACGCCGGAGCGCAACGCCGACCUGCUCUGCCGCGCGGGGCUGCCGGGGGUGACCUUCCUGCUGAGGCGGGAGGGCGAUGACGCGUUUCUGGAGACAGCGGAGGCCCCCGACGCCCUGGAGGCCGCCUUCCCCGUGCACCAGGCCGGCAACUACAGCUGCAGCUACCGGACCCACGCAGAGGGCGCGCCCUCGCCGCCCAGCGCCGCCGUGACCGUGGAGAAGCUGGCCGCGCCGCCGCCACCGACCCUGCAGGUGGACAGACGCCUGGCGGCCCUGGCGGGCCCCGGGGACCAGCCGACCCUGCAGUGCGUGGCGCCCCUGCCCAGGGUGCACUUCCAGCUGCGGCGCGGGGAGGAGGCGCUGCGGGUGCGCCUGAGCAGCGCGCACCUGGACCGCGUCCACUUCCACCUGCCGGAGGACGGCGCGGCGGCGCUGUCGGGCGGGCGCUACACCUGCCGCUACCGGCUGCACGCGGAGAGCGGGGCCUGGUCCGAGCACAGCGCGCCGGUGGAGCUGCUCGUGAGCGACGGGUCGCUGCCGGCGCCCCAGUUCUCCGCGGAGCCCGCGACCCCGAGCCCCGCGCGCGGCUCCCUCGUGCGGCUGCGGUGCGAGGCGCCCCGCGCGGGGCUGCGCUUCGUGCUGCAGCGCGAGGACCGGGCGGGCCGCCAGGUGCAGGCCGUGCUGAGCCCCGAGGGCGCCCGCGCCGACUUCCAGCUGCCCUCGGUGUCGGCGGCGGACGCGGCCAACUACAGCUGCAGCUACGUGGACCCCGCGACGCCCCGCGCGGGCUCGGCGCCCAGCGCGAGCCUGGAGCUGCGCCUGGACGGGCUGGCGCCGGCGCCCACGCUGCAGGCGCUGUGGAGCGGGGCGGUGGCCGCGGGCGCCGACGCCGUCCUGCGCUGCCGGAGCCCGCUGCCCGGGGUGUUCUUCGAGCUGCUGCGGGACGGCGAGGUGCGGGCGCACGCGCACCGGGACGCGGACGGGGCGGCCGACCUGGUGCUGCCCUUCGUGGGCCCCCAGCACGCGGGCGCCUACACCUGCCGCUACGGCUCCUGGGACCGCGGCCCCUUCCGGUCGGAGCCCAGCGCGCCGGUGCAGCUGCAGGUGGCAGGGCCCAACUUAGCUGCCAUUUUCUCCAGAAGCCACCUGCCCCCCUCUGAGGUUUAG